Caenorhabditis auriculariae is the source of this 795-nucleotide messenger RNA. The record is from the annotation of a GenBank genome assembly. Lineage: Eukaryota; Metazoa; Nematoda; Chromadorea; Rhabditida; Rhabditidae.
GGCCGUUUUCACCUGGAAUCACCUCGUCGUCGUGAUCGCCGAGUGUUCUGGCGCGGAAAACGAGGCUUUGGAUUUGGUGCCCGCCAUCACCUCAACGGUAAGAAUAAUUUUCAUUUUAUUAAAAAGGGCUUUAGGCUGAAUUUGGGUUCUUUUUCGAAGCCAAAAAAAACAUUUUCAUAAGAAAAUACGCUUAAAAAGCCAAUAAUUGAAGAAUUUGCGCUCCAUUGAUAAUCAAAAAUUAAAAAAAUAGCCGAGAAUAAAAGCGUUUGCGCUCCACGGAUAAUCAAAAAAUGAAAAAAAAAUUCCGAGGAUCGAAGCAUUUGCGCUCCAUGGAUAAUCAAAAAAUGAUAAAAAAGUAACCGAGAAUUAGAGCAUUUGCGCUCCACGGAUAAUCAAGAAUGACCAAAUUGUUAACUAAGUGAUCCCUUACUAAUGUUAGAACUCUCAAGGGACUACUUGAAAGUGCUCAAAAAUGUCCAGUUUGAAGAAGUCUGUUCUUCAAGUUUUCUAGCCCUUAAGUGAUUUCACUUGAGUGGUGUUAGCGCUUCCCUUAAGUGUUCGCUUGGAAAAACUGCAAGUGUAAGAUUUUCUAAAAGAUUGAACCUAAAAUCGAGUUUUUUAAAUGAUUUUUUCUUCCAGGUCCUCGAAGAGCACCAUCUGAUCGUCGGCGUCGUCGUCGUUGUCGACCCCGGGGCGAUCCGACAUGGCCCAAGCGGCGAGAAACAGCGAAGUGUGCUCCGAGACCUGUUCCUUCGCGACAAACUCGACCCCAUCUAUGUUGCCUACAAUAUGUGA